This is a messenger RNA of Macroventuria anomochaeta, 651 nucleotides long. RefSeq lists its product as uncharacterized. The annotation marks the transcript as partial. NCBI's taxonomy places the organism in Eukaryota, Fungi, Ascomycota, Dothideomycetes, Pleosporales, Didymellaceae. The transcript has a single exon. The record is from RefSeq and is a predicted model, not a curated record.
AAAGUCGAUCUAAGCCGGCAGAAGGAAGAUAUAAUCCUCGGGCGGCGACUGGCAUAUAUCGAUUCGAUGCCACUGCAAGGCGCUAAGGACUACAAACUCAUGUUCAUGCUCCUUUCUUCCUCGUUCCGGACAUCCGUAUCGAACAUUGGCGAAGACCAGAAGCCGUGGGUGUUCGAUUGGGGCAGUGGGAUUGACGGGCAAAGACUUUUUCGCAAAGGCAAUUCUUGGUUGGCAUGGUUUGUCUUAGCCGAAGGCCCGGAUCUCUUCUGGAAACAGUGGUGGACUUUACCACAUGACUCCCCGAGCGCAAGACACUACAUCCGCGAUCGCGCGGUCAAGGUCUGGACAGAUACUCCACCGAAGCUAGUGGAUCAUCAGCGAGACCAUGCACGAAGAAUCCAGGAAGCCAUCAAUAAGAGGGCAGACGUCUCUACAGAUUUCAUCUCGGUUAACCCCAUACCAUAUUUUACACAGUAUGCGGAAUAUCGACUGUCGAGGUGGAAGUGUGGCAUACUACCCGCAAAGGAGACGAUGUCUCAUGUGCCAUUCCAUAUUGAGUUUCGCUGUCCGGAAGAGCUGGUGCAGCAGUACCAGUUGCUCCUGCAUGGGAAGGAAGCUGCAAAGACAAAUCACAUCACAGCAAGAGGAUGA